Messenger RNA from Zingiber officinale, 561 nucleotides. Its product is annotated as DNA-directed RNA polymerase subunit alpha-like. Gene Ontology annotation, molecular function: protein dimerization activity; DNA-directed RNA polymerase activity. The transcript is spliced from 2 exons. Lineage: Eukaryota; Viridiplantae; Streptophyta; Magnoliopsida; Zingiberales; Zingiberaceae. The record is from RefSeq and is a predicted model, not a curated record. The coding region runs from base 1 to 561 and encodes 186 amino acids. Gene Ontology annotation, biological process: DNA-templated transcription.
AUGGACAUUUCUUCUCCUAGGCAUAAAGAUCAGGCUUUACUUGGAGAAAUAGAAGGAACAUGUAUCACAUGUGCAAAAUCUGAGAAAGUGCCACAUGAAUAUUCUACGAUAGUAGGUAUUGAAGAAUUGGUACAUGAAAUUUUACUAAAUUUGAAAGAAAUUGUAUUGAGAAGUAAUAUACAUGGAGUUCGAGACGCAUCCAUUUACGUCAAGGGCCCUAAAUACGUAACCGCUCAAGAUAUCAUCUCACCACCUUCCGUGGAAAUAGUUGACACAACACAACAUAUAGCUAAUCUGACGGAACCAAUUGAUUUGUGUAUUGGAUUACAAAUAAGGAGAGAUCGCGGAUAUUGUACAAAACCAACAAUUAACUCUCAAGAUGGAAGUUAUCCUAUAGAUGCUGUAUCUAUGCCUGUUCGAAAUGCGAAUCAUAGUAUUCAUUCUUAUGGGAAUGGGAAGGAAAAAGAAGAGAUACUCUUUCUAGAAAUAUGGACAAAUGGAAGUUUAACUCCUAAGGAAUCACAUUAUGAAGCAGAGAAAUCUCUUACAAAUUUCCAAUAA